AUGAAAAUAAAAAAUUCAGCAGCCAUAUCCAAGUUCUAUCGACCAUCCGGGUUGGGAAGUAUAUUGUGGCACGAACUCGAACUUUGUUACGGCUUCGUGAGGCGAGAUCUUGGGACUGGUCUAUUGCCUGUGCCGGCGUUUACACUGGCUUCGUUACUGUAUCGAAAGGCUUCCACUGAAGAGAUCUAUAGCGUGAUACCAUAUGCCUUUAUAUACGGCUUCUUAUAUCUAUACACGUUCGUAGUCGCCAACCAAAUCGACGGUGUUAACGAAGACAAAGUUAACAAACCCGAUCGCCCCAUCGUCAGCGGAGCCACAACCCUCCAAGCCGCCAAAAUCCGAUGGGUGAUCUUGACUCUAUUGUAUCUCGCAUAUAGUUUCCACCUGGGAGUCGAAAAACCCACGAUCUUAUGGAUCUUAACAACUGUUGCGCAUAAUUUCCUGGGAUUUGCGAACUUCGGCCCAACAAAAGAUGGAUGUAUGGGUGCAGGAUGUAUUGCGCAGUUGACGGCUGCAUGGGCAAUUGGUGGCUCACCACCGGAAAUGGGAUGGAGGUGGAUCAAGUAUAUCACCCUGUACAUGUCGUGGCCGAUUCCGUUGCAGGAUUUGAGAGACGUGCCUGGGGAUAGGGCUGUGGGGAGAUUGACGACGCCGAUUUUGCUGGGUGAUACUAUCUGUGAGCUUUCAUCUCCGGCCAAGGGUACCGUUAUGUAA
Messenger RNA from Talaromyces stipitatus ATCC 10500, 714 nucleotides. RefSeq lists its product as uncharacterized. Gene Ontology annotation, molecular function: transferase activity, transferring alkyl or aryl (other than methyl) groups. The record is from RefSeq and is a predicted model, not a curated record. NCBI's taxonomy places the organism in Eukaryota, Fungi, Ascomycota, Eurotiomycetes, Eurotiales, Trichocomaceae. Gene Ontology annotation, cellular component: membrane. The coding region runs from base 1 to 714 and encodes 237 amino acids. The transcript has 2 exons.